GUGGCCGCGUUAUUUUUGCCCCGCGGAGCAGAAUCCUGUCUGCCGCUCCGCUGCCUCGCGCCGCUUUGCCCGGAUUCGCUCGUAGUUGCCUGCUUUUGGAAUUAUUCAUAUCGCUUCAUUUUUUUUCUUUUUUUCCCACAAGUUGGUAUCGUUUCUGUUUUGAAACGUAGGUCAGAGGGUCUCGCAGAAUUCGGGUUCGCAGACGGAACCGGGCAGGAUGUCAGGAUCCACAUCAGUCUCUCACGCGCGCCAUCACCGGCGCGCCGAGCGCCGCGUGCAAAGCAGCAAGGUGGAGAAGUCCGUGAGCCAGACUCACCAGUCCAGCAGCCGCGUCUCCUCCGCGCGCUACUCCAGCGGGAUGAAGGCCUCUCUGCACUCCAUGAAGGGGCAGGAGGUGACCCUGAGGGCCCUCCCCCAGAGGGUCAAGCCUUUCUGCCUGGCUGUGGAUGAAGACACCGAGAUCAUUGGCUACGUGGUGCCAGCCUUCAGGACCCGUCAUGCGCUCGUUCAGCAGGAGGCUCACGAGGAGAGCCUGGGGCAGAUCGCCAUGAGGCAGAUGUUCUCCCGACAGACGGAGAGCAUGGAGGUGCAGCAGGUGCACAGGGUGGAGAAGAAGAGCAGGGAGGUGAUGAUAAGGGAGUCCGCCAACCUCAUCACCCUGAAGAGAAAGAUCCUUGAGAAGGAGGAGUUUGAGAGGAAGAUGAACAAAGACAGUCUGACUCACACCCCGGAAUUUAUAGUGAAGCCCAAGUCGUACACCGUGUGGGAGAACCAGACCGUGAAGCUGCACUGCACCGUAGCGGGCUGGCCCAAACCGCGCGUGACCUGGUACAAGAACAAUGUGUGCAUCGACCCCAAAGCUCACCCUGAGAAGUACACCGUGGAGAGCACCUACAACAUGCACUCUCUGGAGAUCAAAAACUGUGCGUUUGAGGACACUGCUCAGUACAGCGCCUCCGCUCUCAACAUCAGGGGCGGGAUCACAGCCGUCUCCUCUGUCGUGGUGAAAAGAUACAAGGAAGAUGUGAUUCUUCAUCCAGCGAAACCACACGGGUUCUGCGCAGAGUUCGGGGUCACGUUUGAGGCCCACAUCAUGGAUAAGUUUUCGGUGUCCUUCGGGAGGGAAGGCCAGACGCUGAGCCUGGGCUGCACCGUGGUGGUUUACCCCACCGUCAAACGCUACCAGCCGGACGUGCUGUGGUAUCGCAACAAUACCCUGCUGAAGCCCUCUAAGUGGGUGUCGAUGCACUGGAGCGGGCAGAAGGCCAGCCUGACGCUGCCGCACCUCAACAAGGAGGACGAGGGCCUGUACACCCUGCGCGUCAACACCAAAUCCGGAUACAACUCCCACUCCGCCUACGUCUUCGUCCGAGAUGCUGAUGUGGAGGUCGAGGGUGCCCCCGUGGCCCCUCUGGACGUGCACUGCCACGAUGUGAAUAAGGACUACGUGGUGGUGACAUGGAAGCACCCGGCAGUAGAGGGCGCCAGCUCCAUCCUGGGCUACUUUGUGGACAGGUGUGAGAUGGGCUCCUCCUACUGGGCCCAGUGUAACGACACGCCGGUGAAGUUUGCCCGUUUCCCGGUGACGGGUCUGGUGGAGGGGCGCACCUACUCCUUCCGCGUGCGCGCCAUCAACCACUUCGGCAUCAGCCACCCGUCCCGAACCUCCGAGCCCGUGCUCGCCAUGGACCCGUCCGACCGCGCCCGCCGGGGUCAUCCCUUGGCCCCGUGGACCGCGCAGAUCAUUGUGACUGAGGAGGAGCCUGCAGCUGGCGUCGUCCCGGGCAAACCCAGUGACCUGGCGGUUACCGAGGCGACCAAGAGCUACGUGGUGCUGAGCUGGAACCCGCCCGGCCAGCGAGGUCACGAGGGCCUCAUGUACUAUGUGGAGAAGCUGAUCUCGGGCACGGAGACGUGGCAGAGGGUGAACACGGAGAUGCCGGUUCGGUCGCCGCGGUUCGCGCUCUUCGACCUCGCCGAGGGGAACAGCUACAGCUUCCGCGUCCGCUGCGUCAACUCCGCCGGCGUGGGCGAGCCGUCCGACGCCACGGCCGAGAUCACCGUCGGCGACAAGCUGGACCUGCCCCAGGCCCCCUCUCACGUGGUCCCCAUCCGUCUGACGGACUCGGCGAUGGUGGUGACCUGGAGCUCCACGCAGGAGACGGAGGAGUUCCUGGGGUACUACAUCGACUACAGCGUGGUGGGAUCCAGCGUGUGGACCCCCUGCAACAACAACCCUGUCAAAGGCAACAGGUUUGUGUGCCACGGGCUGAACGCCGGAGACACCUGCGUGUUCAGGGUGAAGGCCGUCAACGUGGCGGGAUACAGCCUGAACUCCGAGGAGUCUGAGAAAGCGCUCAUCAAGGCUGCCAUCUUGAUCGCAGACCCCCCCCACGGUAUCAGGGUGCAGGAGAGUGUUCGCGAUUACAAAGUUCUGACCUGGGAGGAGUCCACGCUCGAUGGCGGAGCCGAGGUCACCGGCUACUUCCUGGACUACCGUACGGUCACCGGCGGGGUCAAGGGUCAAUGGCACGAGCUCAACACCAAGGCCAUCAAGGAGCGCUCCUACAAAGCAGAGAACCUGAAGGAGAACGUGUUCUACGAGUUCAGCGUGCGCGCCAUCAACCAGGCGGGAGUCAGCGAGUCCUCCCUGGCCUGCCCUCCCACCGAAUGCAAGGAGUUUACCAUCACCGUUCCAGGAACCCCCCACAGCUUGCAUGUGCAGGAGGUGCGUAGCGACUCCCUGGUGUUGCUAUGGGAACCGCCGGUGUACCAGGGCCGCACCGCGGUCACCGGGUUCUACGUGGACAUCAGGGAGGCGGAGUCUUCCGAGGAGGCGUGGCAAGGAGUCAACGAGAAGGCCACCACCAAGAAGUACCUGAAGGUCGAGGGUCUGAAGGAGGGCGUGUCCUAUGUGAUGCGGGUCUGUGCUCAGAACCUGGCUGGAGUGGGAGAGCCUGCAGAACUCUCAGACUCAGUGCUGGCCCUGACCCGCCCAGGGACCCACGAGAUCUACGUGGACGUGGACGAUGACGGCGUGAUCUCCAUGAUCUUCGAGUGUUCCGAAAUGUCAGCCGAAUCGCAGUUCGUCUGGUCCAAGAACUACGUGGAGUCCGUCGACGCCUCCCGCCUCAAGAUUGAGACCUCAGGGGGCAGGUCACGGGCCAUCUUCACCGACCCCUCCCUGGAGGAUCUGGCCAUUUACUCCUGUGUGGUCACAAACACUGAUGGGGUCUCCUCCAGCUACACACUCACAGAGGAGGGACUGAAACGCCUGCUGGACAUCAGCCAUGACCACAAGUUCCCCACCAUCCCCUUCACCUCUGAGCUGGCCGUGGAGCUGCAGGAGAAGGGCCGCGUGCGCUUCUGGAUGCAGAUGGAGAAGUUCACCCCCAACUGUGAGGUGGAGUACGUGUUCAACAACAACAUCAUCGCCCAGGGAGAGAAAUACACCAUGAACUUCGAUAAGAAGACAGGCAUCAUCGAGAUGUUCAUGGACUCGCUGGAGGUCCAGGAUGAGGGAACCUUCACCUUCCAAAUGGUGGAUGGGAAGGCCACCGGCUGCUCCAGCGUGGUGCUGAUUGGAGAUGAAUUCAGAGAGAUGCAGAAGAAGUCUGAGUUUGAGAGGAAGGAGUGGGUCAGGAAGCAAGGUCCUCACUUUGUGGAGUACCUGAGUUUCGAGGUCACAGCAGAAUGUAACGUUCUCUUGAAAGCCAAGGUGGGCAACCUGUCCAGAGAGACCGACAUCACCUGGUACAAGGACGGCCUGGAGGUGGAGGAGCAAGAUAACCUGUCUUUCACAGACGGCAUCCUGGCCCUCAACAUCGCCAAGUGCGGCUUUAAGAGAACGGCAGGCUCAGAUUCAGAAUCCGACGACGCAGAUCUUUUCCCCAAGGAGGAGAACAUCGAAACGGAAGCCAAAAUCAGUAAGAAGGAUGCCGGCAUUUAUGAAGUCCAGCUGAAGGACUCCAGGGGCAAAGAUAAGAGCACCUUGGACCUGACAGACAAAGGAUUCCAGGAACUGAUGAAUGAAGUCUUCAGAGUUAUUGCAAACUCUGCCACUGAGCUGAGUGUGACAAGCACUGAGGAGGGCAUCAUACUGCACACCACGGUGGUGUACUACCUGGAGGAUCUGCGCGUGGGCUGGCUGUACAAAGAUGCAAAGAUCACUCAGUCCAAACAUCUGGAGGCUGGCAUCACAGGGGAGGAGCUCUGGCUGAAGAUAAACGAACCCACAGAGAAGGACAAAGGCAAAUACGCCAUCGACAUCUUCGACGGGAAGGCUGGGGUGCGGAGGGUUUACGAACUGGCCGGACAAGCGUGGGAGGAGGCUUUCGCUGAGUUCCAGAGGCUGAAGGCUGCUGCCAUAGCAGAGAGGAACCGCGCUCGUGUUGUGGGAGGCCUGCCAGACGUGGUCACCAUCCAGGAGGGCAAGUCUCUCAACCUCACCGGAAACGUCUGGGGAGACCCCGCCCCCCAGGUGCAGUGGCUGAAGAACCAGGUGGACAUCUCGGCGGACGACCGCUACGUCCUGAAGUUCGAGGCGGGAAAGUUCGCCAGCAUCACCAUCCCGUCGGUGACCCCGCCCGACUCCGGCAAGUACAGCCUGGUGGUGACCAACAAGUACGGCACGGAGAGCGGCAACUUCACCGUCAGCGUCUACAUCCCCGAGGCUGAGGAGGAGGAAGGAGAGCAGGACGAGAAGGACAAGAAAGAGAAAGACAAGGACACGGAAAAAGACAAGAAAGUCAAGAAGUAGGGAAGGGAAGGGAAUUUUUCGGGAGAGGUUAGGAGGGUGAGGGGGGGUAAAUAAUUAAGUAGUUAAAAGAAGUUACUAAUGAAUUUUUGCCAGGGCGAUUUACAAAUGCC
Molecule: messenger RNA, 4869 nt
Organism: Anguilla anguilla (European eel)
Lineage: Eukaryota; Metazoa; Chordata; Actinopteri; Anguilliformes; Anguillidae
Gene: myom1a
Product: myomesin 1a (skelemin)
Exons: 38
Coding region: 218-4759 (1513 amino acids)
Molecular function (GO): protein binding
Source: RefSeq, a predicted model, not a curated record